AGGACCUCAUUAUUUUACCAACUUACCCUCUCUCUCUCGCUCUCCGCAAGACUAUUUUCCGCCAAAGAAAUAAAAGAAAGAGAUGUGAUUUUUUGAAUACACCUUGCUUGAUGCGCUACCAGCGGUAGCAGCCUAUUCUCAAUUUAUUACCUUAGCCUUCCAGUCGCAAACGUAAGUAUCUUUACUAAAUUUCUUCUGAUAGCACACUAUUCUUGUUUUCCCUAGACAGGGCUGGUGCAUCGAAGACCACCACAACUUUAAGUGUAGCCAUGUGCUGUCAGGUGCGGCACACGCCUCUGAGGGCCCAGCAGGUGAUCUGCUGGGUCAUUUUCGGGCUCGGGAUCGCCACGAUCCUCGGCGUCGGGAUCUACGUCGCGUAUUGGGUGUUCGCCCUUCCGCAGGGGGAGGAGCCGCUUUCCUACGUGAUCUACGAGCACCAGAAGGGUUUCUUUGAACAGCAGGAAAGCGAGGUGUUGAAGGAAGUCUUAGAGGAACAGAGAAAUCUCUGGGAACAACACGGGUACAAAACAAUGCUCCCCGGAACCAGUUUGACUCCGAAUGUCGACGAGGGUGAGGACUCCACCGGCUCGCUUUUCGAGGAAUUGGCGCUGACGGCGAAAUUAUCUGCAAUCGUGACGGUAGCCAUGCACGGGGAGAAAUUGCAGUUUGGGUGGGACAAAGACGUCACUCCUGAUGUGCAGUUAGAAGGGGGGAAAACAAACGGAACAACAAGUGGUCGUAUCGGUUCUACUUCUGCUCCAUCAGCACCACUUCUCCCGUUUUCGCAGGACAAGGUCCCUCUCGCGUCGCUCUGGCGGGAGCAGACGGUUUUUCCCGGGAACUGGUUCUCGUUGCUCGGGCAGAGCAAACGGGACGAACUUCUUGAAAAUAGUACGACUCUCAAGAACAUCUUUGCGCAGAAGGGGGACGCCGGGUAUCUACCGCACAGCACCUCGAGUCUACGGGAUUUCUCGGUCGUAUCGGAGUAUUUGGAUCAGCACACGAAAAACCUACUGACGUUGAAAGUGCUCACGUAUCUGAAUUCCGGCUCUGCACCAAAAGCGGUAGGGGGUGAACAAGGAAGUAGUAAAGCACAAGCUGCUCUAGCUCUGCCAGUGCCUCCGCCUACUCCAGCUGAUCAGCAUACCUGCUUUCCGCUGAAGCGUGAGUCGGCAGAAUUUUGCGUGGAACAGAAAACGGAAGGAGCGUGUGAACAAAACCAAGAUCAUCCGACGAUGAAACUCUGCAAGUGGGCAUCCAGGAACGAAGUGAACCGGUUGAGGAGGAUCGUGGGGAACAACAUCGCGAAUCUGAUGAUCGACAUGUACGCAUUAGAGUACCUCCCGGACCGGACGUCGUGCCACAGUUUUUCCGCCAGUCUGUUUUCCAUUGUGUUAUUCCCCGAGAAGUUCGUCGACCCAGUCACCGGAAACGUGACCUCCUCCAGUUUCCCCGCCUGCGGCUGCGCGGACGGGAAGUGUGUGGCGCAGCGGGACUGGUUUGACCUGGAGAAAGUGGAAACGAUAUGAACUGCAAAAGUAUCGUACUCGUAUAAAUGCAUUACAAAUUUUCUCAGCAUUAAAAAUAAAAUUUGUCAUGCUGAUUUACCUUAAGAAAAAUAUUUGUAAUGCAAGACCUGCAUGUAUACGAAAGCGAUACUUUUGCACCGGAUAAACGAAGGACUACUACAACGAAAUCGCGGCCGAGCACCAUGGUCGUACUACUGCGCCAUCGUCGUUUCUGCAAGAUGUUGGCAGAGGUAGCGCAGGCACUACUACAACCUCAUCUAGCAGGGAAAGGACAGUAGACGAGGGACGAGGUGUCCAAAAAAUUACUGUACAAGAUACGCAAGAUGAACCACACCAGCAUUUCGAGAUCGAAGCUAGCGCAGACUCGAUGCACACUGGUGACGGUAGUGAUGCAGGUGAGCUGCGGGACGACGGCCAGACAAAAUCUGUUUUUGACUUCGACCAAGAUGAAGCAGAAGACGCGGAGAACAGUAGCAUAGAAAUGCAGACCUUUUUCGCUGCGGGCGAGGGAGGAAAUAUGUUGUCGCGGAAUAUUAAAAUUGGGUCAACAUCUGGCACUAGCACAAGGAAAACCGCCACCUCCGCGGCGAAUGACCUUGACAAGCUUCAUAUUCGCAGGAAAGGAUUGCACUACCGGCCGGCGCCCAGUUCGGAUGCAACCUUCGUUCAAGUGGAAAAGCGAAAGGCUCCUCCGUCGCAAGAACCCGCCACGACAGUUGUUCCCGCGUCUACUCCGCAAGAUGAACCCAGCCCGGUGUUGAACCGGGAGUGUCUGCAGGAUCUGAGACAAAUCGUCGGCGCCCGGGUUUUAUCAAAUGUAAAAAUGUCUGGGUCUGGAAGAUUUCAAACUUGUCAUGCUAAAUCUGAAGCAUGUAAAAAUCUGUGUUGCAUGAUUACCAAAAGUCGUCCACUUUUGACCAAGUCGGGAGGGAGUUUCUCAUCGGGAUAGGCAUGGUAGAGACCUCACAGACUCUGUCAUGCUAGGUCCUGCAUUCCAGACCUCAUGGGUCAUGGAAAAUCUGCAUGACAAAUCUCGCAAUCUUCCAGACCCAGACAUUUUUACAGUUGAUAGGUUUCGGCCAGAAUAAAGCAAGCAAUCGACAGCGACCGGUUCCCCGACACGGGUCGCGCGGGGUCUCUGCCGAUCGUGACGGCUCUGAACGUCGUUCCGCCGGAGCAGCGGGCCCUGCAGCAAUUGUAUUUAACAAUGCACAGCAUUGACAAGCAGAACAACGAACUCAUUUUCCCCAACAGAGGUCCUUCUGCCGCGUCGAACUACUGGCGUGGUUUGGACGUCGAGGCGCUUUUCUGCGAAAACAUGAAGGACGCGCUGCUGAUUCUGCACGGGCCGGUGUACCACGAGGCGAUUUUGUUUCAGCGGUACGCCACGGUCCACCACGAGUUGAAUGCGUUGAUCAUCCUGUUGUUGGACUUGAGCCUGGUGAUCCUGCUGCUGAUCCUGCUAGAGCAUUUUAUCGACUUCAUCGAACGCAUCAUGACGAAAUGGCGCAUGACGAUCAUUUGGAACCGGUUGAUUUUGGAGUUGGUGCUGGUCGCUUUGGUUUCGAAAAUCAUGGUGGCGUUAGGGACAAUAUCAAAUGCAAAUAUGUCUGGGUCUGGAAGAAAGAUUGGAACACUUGUCAUGCACAUUUUGCAUGAGCGAUGAUGCCUGUAAUGCAUGACCUGGCGUCAGAGAUUUUGCGAGGGCUUCCUGAUGCCUAUACCGCAUGAGGAAUACCCCCUCCGCGUAGCAGAAACUGGACUCCUCUUGCUCCUUACGCAAUACAGAUUUUUUUGGAAUCCGAAGACAGCAUGACAUGUUCCAUCCUCCCAGACCCAGACAUAUUUGCAUUUGAUAGACAAUCGUCCCGGUGUCGAAGAUCGACCGUUUGCUGUACGGGAGACAUGUUCGAUAUGGAUGUGUCAGGAUCGAAAUCGACAAAAUCGAAAAAUUUGUAAUGCAUAAAAUGUAAAGCAGGUAACGUAAGGCCUGUGUUGGGGAGCAGGCAAAUGAGACCGAUUGCAAGCCUGUUUAAGGGUAUACAAUGCGCUGCCAGAGUAGCAUUACAGGAGCAGUCUUCUUUGCCCAAACAGCAUGACAGACUGGAUUUGGGUGCUCCCGAAAUUUGUCAUGUGCCACUUGGAAACUGAGGCGCCAUCUGGUGCCCAUUUUAUGCAUCGCAAAUCAUUUCGAUUUUGUCAAUUUCGAUUUUGAAACUUUCAUAUCCGAGCGGAAAACCACGGGGCGAGUGGGUACGAGGACUACACAACGAGUGCUGAGGAAGGAGAACACUCUGGUGAAGAUCGCCACUCUUUCAUCCACGUGUUUGAGUUCAUGGACUCGGCCAUUUUCUACACGGUGUUGACGUUACUCAUGGUGUUGAUGUGGAUUUGGUACCGGAUAAAUUUUGAUCUGGAAACGAUGAAAAAGGUGGAGCAUUGCGUCCUCAGGAGGCCGGACAAUUACGAGCAGUUGCUGGAAGAAUCGGAGGAACUGCAGGAGUUUCUUUUGCGAGAGGAAAUGGAAGUAGAUUUUUCGAAUGUGGAAAGUAGUAGAUAUGGUGGAACAUCAACAAGAACUGCCGACGGACGUGCUGCAGGGGACGAGACAUCUAUUUCUGCAGGACAACCUCCGACGAUCUUGGCGACUGAGAAAAAUAGGAUCAUGCGCGUGGAUGAAGAUGAAGACCAAGGCAGGAAAGAUGAAAACAACGAGCAGGCGCGUCGGUUAUUGGAAGGGGUGAGCGAGAACGACCCGGUAAUAGUACGACCCGGGAAUCCAACCAUUUCCGCCAAGACAGCCUCCUCCACCUCGCAAACGCAACUGGAAAACAAGACAAGCAGCGGGGAAGCCACCGGGCUGGAAACUUCAAUUUCAUCCAAGCACACUAGUUCUGUGGCGGCGACAGGAAAUAGGGAGCAGAAGGAGAAUUUGAAAUCCGGCAUUCUAAAGAAGGUCGCUACAACAACUUCGAAGAUGAGCCACCAUCAGGAGCAUGUGGAAUUUGCCAGCGAACACAGGGCGAGAAAGUACCUGCGCAAUCAGCACCAGAGUCAUGUGAAGACUCCGUUCUCCCCUACUAGCGCACAGAAAAACCAAGUGCCGCAGCAUCAAACGGCGUGCAGCAGUGCGGCCGGGAAACGGGUUCUGGCGACUUUGAAACGGAUGCGGAAGUCCAUUGCGGCGUAUGGGUUAGACGCAGAGGAGCAUCAGGAACUGGAAGCGCCGCCCAUGUCCACGAACGCGUUUUUGACCACGAAUUAUGCCCUUGCAGCAACGAGAACGACGGAGGAUGGGGACGAUGAUGCCCAUUGGCAGCGGCCUCCGGAUCAUGGCGAAGAUGAACCUGGCACCAGUCGGCACAUUUUAGCUUCGAUGGUGACCACCACAACCGCCUCUGCGGAGGACCACUCGAAUGCACAUGCAGAACAGGAAGGUAAAGGUCAAGCAGAGGUGGAGCGUGUAGUUGCUUCCAAAGAAAGUACAACAAGGGCACCAGGACGAACUACAGCACAGAAAAAUGAAGCGAAACCUUCUAUCUCGGAAGAAACAGUGAUCGAAGCCUUUCUUUUCAAACUUUCGAUCCUGCAGCCCAUUAUCGGGAACGCGCACCCGGUAACAUCCCCGAUCGCGCUGCACCGGUUUGAAUUCUGGCGGUAUUUGCGGAACUGCCUCCCCAUCGGGAUUGAGCGGCUGCUCCACUUCCCGUUGUGGCUGUACGUCGUGCUCUUCGUCCUCUUGUCCGCUGCGUACGAGGCGGAAUUCGCGGAGAAUCUGUCGCGGAAGGGGGUCGAAGCGUACGCGGGCUUCGGGGAAAACGUGUCGCUGUUUGUUCGGAGCAACCGGGUGGUGCCGGCGAAGACAGGUGGACGUGGGGACGACGACCAGGGGAAUGGAUUUUUGCAGGUUCUUGCAGGAAUGACAGAGGAGAUUCCAUCUGCAGCUGCACCUCGGUCAUCAAGUUCAGGCAAAAGUUUUUUCUCCUACUACGACGAAGAUGCGGGGAAAAUAAAGAGAAGCGCAGCAGGUACAGCUAGCAGAAAGGACUACAACCACAGCAUUCCGCCCUCUUCUGUCCUCAGAACGUGGGCGACAAUGAUGAAAGAGCGGGCUGUGAAAGCCGCCACGUGGCUCCUCCCGAUGAUCGGCGGGAGAAAGAAAGCGGGGAAAAAUCACGAGCUCCCCGCGUUCACGGCCUUUGUGCUACGACGAGAAGAUCAUGCCAAGAAACGAGUUGCGUCCACCACAAACCUUGGAGAUGUGAGAAAAAGCCCACGAGGACUCUUCAUCUCGGACGGCAGGAGCCAAACGGUGCCGGUGAGUAAGGCUUUUGCAGAGCCUGUUUCUGCUUCAGACGACCAAGAUAGUACAAGGCAAAAUGCAUUUACUGUAACAGCAGCCGAUAGUUAUUUUGACAACCCCACCUACUACCCUCCCACUUCACUGGGAAACAAAGCCGCGAAUUCUUUCCUCGAGCAGUAUCACGACGCGCAGGACGAGCCACGACCAGCAGCGACACCCCCUGUGGUCAACGACAAUCGUGUUUGCUCGACGGAGUACCUGGUUAACUGCCAACUCCUGCAAAAUUCCCAAGAACGGCUGAAGUGCCAGCAGUGGUGCAGUCCGUUCACCCAGCCGUUUGUCGUCCGGUCGGGCGUGGAUAGCCGGCCGGUGAUCGUCGCGGUUCUAUCGGUCCUCCUCUGCGGAGUAAUCUCGCUGCUGUUCUUCGUCCUGCUGAAGUAUAUCCACGGAAUUCGGUACAGGAUGUUCGCUAUGAAUUGCAAAAGUAUCGUAGUAGUAUAAAUUGCAUUACAAAUUGGAUUAGCAUUACAAAUCAAAUUUGUAAUGCGGAUCUGCUUUAACAGAAAGAUUUGUAAUGCAUAAAUGCAAUUAGUACGAAAACGAAUACGAUACUUUUGCACAGGAUGUUCGCGUGCAGGGAUCAGAAAGUGUUGUACUUCGCGCUGCUGGACCAGUAUCUGGGGUUCUUACCCUGUGUCCCGGAUGCGAUGCUUCCCUACUACGUGAAGGAGGGGGAGGACGACGCGGAGGAGCUGAGUAGCGACGAAAGCAUCAGCAGCGGCUCCGUGGUAUCUUCUUCGUCUGAGGAAGACGAGGAGAGGGACGAGGAGGUGCCUGAAGUAGACCAGGAAGGAAGGCUGGACCAAUUCAACAUUUCCGGUGAAAGCAACAAAGGAAAAGUAUUUUUGAACGAGUUAAUCCUGACGGGCAUGGAAGGAACAAACGAAGACGUUGAUACUUUUAACUUCUCUGUUGAAAGAAACAAGAACUUUAUUCCGGCUUUAUCACCCUCUUCCGAUCGGUCCCCCGGUAGUUCCUCCCCCUCGCCAGGGGAGCAAUCGCCCGGCGAGUCUCCACAGGAUGAAUCGGAUACCGAAGAAUUAGUGGCGAGGACGGAUACGAGGAGGAAAGCACAGGUAGCGGUGAACAAACAAGUGUCUUUUCGAGCCGCGAAAGAGCCGCCGGUUGACCCGUCGUAUAGUCCUCAGGACGAGUAUGAAGGGCAGGAGCGAAACAAUUUUUAUCAGCAGCAGGGUCCGGGGGAUUACAACCUCUUUCACCAAGUAGGACCACAGCAGCCAACGUCCGCUGUUCAUCCGGUGCAGAUCUCCUCGACUUCCACUGUCAACGAGGACCUUCUACUAGGUGGACAUACGCGGCUGCAAAGCAGUCCAAAGAGCGCACCGGUGCUAGCCCGGUCCCGGUCUCUGGAGCCAACGGUACUAUCUUCUGCUUCUGGUAUUAAGAAGGACCACAGUAAAGGCGGGGCGCGAGGACCACUGGAUGGCAACUACGUUAAGGAUCAACAUCACCAUAAACACAUUUCGUUCUGUUCGAAACAAAACAAGACGUUGGAAACCCAGUUUUCUGUCGUUUUGGAGAAGAAGAAAAACCGCUCUGCUUUCAAAGGCGUCGCAGUCGUGGAUAAGAAAGUUGUGGAUAAAAACAAAGACAGGAACAACAACCAGGAAAGCGGGACGACAGCCGGGUCGGUUCGCCCACGACUCGCCCUGCCGCAGCCGGGGAGGAAGCCGGAAGGUGAGGUCGCGGGGGUCGACGAGGACCAAGACGACCAAAGACGUCCAUUGCUGGCAAGUACAACAGCGAAUACUAGCCAGCGGCAGACCCGAGAGUCCUCUACCACGAAUAACUUGCAGCGCCGGAACACAAACCGUUCCAGCGCUAGGCGAACGAUUGAUGGCGACCAAGUACUAGAGGACGAAGCAACCACUAGAUCGGAGCAGAAGCAGCUAGAGCAGCAGAUCGCUUUGCUCCAGCAGCAGCGGCGGCAGGUCUUGGAACAGCAAGCCGAUGCGCCGCACGGGUUGACGCAUUUCCAAUCCGUGCGGGCGCAAAAGUGGAUCUGGCGGGCCUACGUUGGGUUACUGGUCGCAAUCACCUUGUUGCUCAUGAACCAAGUAAAGGAAAUCGUGAGGCAAGUACAGAACCUGCAGGAGUUCGGGAAAGUUUUUUUCUUCGAAUACGACGAACCAUCUGGGCUGCUGCUCCAGCUGAAACAGGAUCACCGCGAGGUCUGGUUGCAGUUCCUCUUCGUGUAUUCCCCGCUGCUGCUUCACCUCACCGGCUUGGUCAUCGUCACUCUGGCUGUGAUCUACGUCGUGCCCCGGAUUUUGGUGAGUCUCGCGCUGAUCUUCGCUUCCGGCGACACGCCGGACGAGGUGGCUUUUCAGCAGUACGUGAACGAGAUCGACGAAGAGGAGCGGAUAUGCACUGCAAAUAUGUCUGGGUCUGAGACAGUGCAACGUUUGUCAUGCACAUUUUGCAUGACCCUUGACCUGUGUGAUGCAUGCCCUAGCAUCACAGAUUUUAGGACGGCUUUCUGAUGCCCUUACUGCACGAGAAAUGCCCCUGUCGCAUAGCAAAAAGUGGACCUCUUUUGCUGUUCAUGCAAUACAGAGUUUUUGUGGAAUCUAAAGGCAGCAUUACAAGUUCUUGCACUCUUCCAGAUGACCCAGACAUAUUUGCACUGCAUAGCGGAAAGUCUUUCCCCACAUCCAGACCGCCGCGCACGUGUACGCGUUGUGCUUGUCCCUCGCGGCCUUCCAGAACGAAACGCGAAAACACCUCGCGAACAGCUACGUGAGCGAAGUUCCGGCUGGGGAGCAAAAACGGUUGGAGCGGGCGUGGCGGAAUUUUUCGAUUCCGCGCAAGUGGCUCACGUUGGACGAAGAGUCUUGUCACUUGACGAACAAAGAUGCACUGCAAGCGCUGCAAAAUUUACAGAACAACACAGGCACUAUGGGACGAGAAUCGGAGCAGUACUACGAGAAGGAGGAACUAGAUCAAUACCAGGAGUUCACGAAAAUCAAAGCGGCCGUGGAAAAAAGAUACGGAAAAGUGUUGCGGUGUGCGAAAGCCAGCAGUCAUGGCGCAGCAGGAGGUGUUGGUGGUGGUGUUCAUCAACGUAGUGUCAGUGGUGCGCAUGUUGAUCAAUAUUCGAAUCAUCUUCAGAAGCACGGCGGUAGUUCUCAUCUUCAAAAUAAUGCCACCUCAAACCACAAAGCGCAAAACGUUGAUCACGCCCUGGUUGCAACCACGACCGAAGCUGGUGGUGCAGCAGGGCAGCAGCUAGAGGCCGCUUUGAACAACAAUCAGCAGCACUACGAAAACGAGCGCGUGCUUGCCGCCGGGGCUUUGCCACUGAUGCUGAAGAAUUUGAGGCUACCGCGGGAGGAGCUGCUCCUGCUCUGCACGGUUGGACUGUCCUUGGUUUCCGACGAGAACCAGCUGCUGAGACACAGCGAAAUCAAGGUUUUGCUUGCAAUGUCACGGCGGUUUGCGGUGCAGAACUUGUUUGACGAAGAGACGUUUGCAGCCAUGCUAGUAGACAUUUUGAACACGCCGCUGCCGGAAAUGACAAUGGAGAUUGACAGAGAGGACAUCAACAACAACAACGGAAUAAACCAUGAUAAAAAUAAAGUUGAAAACAACUUUUACCACGACACGCCUGCCUUUCGUCUCGCGAGCAGUCCGGUUUUCACUGCGAAACCGCAGUCGCCAAAGCUGGAGAUUUUUCCACACGAUGACCAGGGGGGUAGUGAUUCUUGGGUGAAGAAGCAAUCUUCUGGCUCACAUCCACAGAAGAAGAAACCAAGCAAACACCUUCGCUUCGUGUCCGGGCAAUUGCGGCAAGAAGUAGAAACACCGACGACUGCAGUGAUUGACAAGGAAGAACUACAACAACUCCCGUCGACAUCACAUCAACAUCUACCGGGGGCUCAACAUCUUCAUUAUCUUUCCAGCGCCUCUUCCACCGGUUACCACAGUGACCGCGAGCUCUCGGCGGAUGAACAAGCGUCGCGAAUAAAUCUUGUUCAUCACACAGGCAAGAAGAACAAGGGCACAGCCAGUACGAUGUUGCUGACCAAGCCACCGCCAGUUUUACCGAUGGAAUUUAGCCACGACAACAACUUUAGUAUUGAACAUGACGAAGCGGAAGCGGCGACAACUGGUGCCCGGCAAUACACGGCGAGCAGCGACGCGACGUCUGCAGCUUCACCGGCUGCGACCACGGCAAGCAGGGAGAACACAGCUGAUGGAGCGGAACAAGCAGAGGGCACUACUAGUAGUACAACAAGGUCGAAUAAAGCUGACGUUCCUCUUGCCAGAACCUCCUCCGUACUCUACCGGGAAAAGCUCACAGAACUGAGGAAGCACUUCCUGAAUAACAGGGAGCAAGACCACCACAGUACAACUUCUGCAAUUGCAAGGAAUGGAAGAGUGCCAGGACAACAUGGCGCAGAUAAGCCGAGCACCAGAUCUACUUCUUCUUUAUAUCACCGAAACUCCGUCAUCUCCGACGCAGAGGUGGCGUACAUUUUGACCACUUUUCACUUGAAAAACGUGGAGGCCGCGGUUCCGCUGGUGAUGGCCACUUUGGAGGCGAGGUUGAAGAAUUUGUAUGGGGACGGGAAGCACCUACCCGAGGUGCGGGAUUUAUCCCUGUAUCUGUCCGCGUCGCGGGGUUGCUCGGGGCUACGGGGGCAGCCGUAUUGA
Molecule: messenger RNA, 10569 nt
Organism: Amoebophrya sp. A120
Lineage: Eukaryota; Dinophyceae; Syndiniales; Amoebophryaceae
Source: the annotation of a GenBank genome assembly